AUGCGGUACUUCGUCGUGUCGAUGGUCAGCGUCGCUGUCCUGUUCACGAUCGUGGUGUCGCUGCUCCUGUGGAUUAUGGCUAGAGGGACCGUGUCUGGAGCUCCUGGCCUCUGCUCCACGCCCGGCUGUGCGGAACUCGCGGCCGCUUUCGAGAGCAUGCUCAACUAUAGUGUUGACCCGUGCGAAGACAUGCACGCUUUCGUCUGCUCCAAGGGAAUCCCCCGCAGCUCCGGUGCCGGCCGCAGUUCGCUGAGCCUGGUGGCGAACGUCAUCAGGCAGUACGAGCUGCAGAUGGUCAAGAUGUUCGUCGAGGGACAGACCACCUUCAGGGCGUCCUCCAUGGUGUCCGACUUUUUGCGGGCCUGCACGAGCUCCUCCAAAACACCACCGUCCGUCGAGCCCUUCGUCACUUUUUUCGAAAAUGUGUUCGUCCCGUGGCCUUUCGGUGUCCCGUACGACAAAGAGCAGCACCCCCUGGAGUCCGUCUUGACGCUCACUCUCAACUAUGGCAUCAGCACGUGGUUCCGCGCCUACGUCCUCAUGGCGAGGCAGCGAGCGUUCGCUUCCAACUCGAGCGUCAAGCCGACCUUGUUCAUUGAGGCCGCUGCAUCGGCUUCGCUCUGGCUCGACUUCGUGCGGACCGUCGAAGCGGUGGGCGGCCGCAAUAAGUACCACGAGCUUUUCCUCGCGCGCUACAACGCGUCGUUGAGCGAACGCGCGAGCGUCUCGAAGCGCUUGGCCGUCGAGAAGGACAUCCUCUCCACCCUGGACGAGGCGAGACUGCCCAGAGCCAGCCUGCAGCCCGUACUAGCCAGCCUGGCCAAGAUAGCUGCCGCCGUCCCAAACACGGCCGUGCGCAACUGGAUAGGCCCGGUGGGUAACGCGCCGGGUGGCCUUGACGCGGACAAGAAGAUGCUCGUGGUCGUGCGGGAUGUGCGCAUCCUGCGCGCCAUCCAGCGGCUCCUCACCGCUUACAGCCUGCAUGAUCUAAUGCGACACCUGUCCUGGUGGCUGGUGCAGAUCCUCACCGUGAUCGGCUGGCCGCAGGGCUACGUCGUCAUCGCCGGCAGCCAGGAGAUCGUCGUGUGGCCACCGGACGUGGAGGGCUCCAACGGGACGCUGUGGCUUUCGUACGAGAGUUUCUGCCUCUCCUGCAAACACGGCAACAAGUCCGGUGCCACGGCCUCUGUCACCACUGCCGCGCCGCACAUGGAUCUCAUCCGGUUUUGGAUGCGCGCCAACACCCAGUUCUUGCCGCUGUCCGCAGAACAGAUCGAGCGCAUGCAGCUGCUCUGGCAGUGGGACCCGCUCGACCUCUUGUACUACAAUCCGUGGUACAACCGGCUGCGAGUCUCUCACGCGGCUCUGCGCAGCCCGAUAUACCAACCGAGCAGCCCAGAGUUGCGCAAGGCCAACUUCGGCAGCCUCGGAACAUCUUUUUUCUUCAGCGUGCUUCAGAUGUUCGCGGAGCCGUGUAUCCAUCCAGCAGGAAUGAGGCAGCAGGAAAGCUUGACUGAGCCGGUGGUGGUGGUGCAGGCGGUUGCCGCUGCUGUUUUAUUGCUGCUGCAGCAGCAGCAGUGGUAA
Messenger RNA from Dermacentor silvarum, 1584 nucleotides. RefSeq names its product phosphate-regulating neutral endopeptidase PHEX-like. Bases 1 to 1584 code for a protein of 527 amino acids. The record is from RefSeq and is a predicted model, not a curated record. Gene Ontology annotation, biological process: protein processing. Lineage: Eukaryota; Metazoa; Arthropoda; Arachnida; Ixodida; Ixodidae. The transcript has 5 exons. Gene Ontology annotation, molecular function: metalloendopeptidase activity. Gene Ontology annotation, cellular component: plasma membrane.